This is a messenger RNA of Cydia fagiglandana, 1518 nucleotides long. Its product is annotated as phospholipid phosphatase 5-like. Lineage: Eukaryota; Metazoa; Arthropoda; Insecta; Lepidoptera; Tortricidae. The transcript is spliced from 6 exons. The record is from RefSeq and is a predicted model, not a curated record. Gene Ontology annotation, molecular function: phosphatidate phosphatase activity. Gene Ontology annotation, biological process: phospholipid metabolic process; phospholipid dephosphorylation. The coding region runs from base 95 to 934 and encodes 279 amino acids.
ACGUCAGUAUGUGCGUCAAUAGCAAUCAACAUACUCCGCAAAAUAAUUUGCGAAAUUAAAUAUAAGGCAAAAAGUAACUAGAAAACCAAAGAAAAUGCCGCUUAUACGUUCGGCGAGCCUAAACUUAUUUGUUGAAAUCAGUGUCCGAAUAGCUUUACUUUCAGCUUUUUGCUAUAUGGAAACCAUGUCUCCCUACGUCCGCGUCAUCCAGCCAGCAGACCUCGAGUCUACACUAAAGUACCCGCGACACGAAUCCUACGUCCCAGGGCACAUGCUGUGGUCCAUCGUGUUGGCGGUGCCUUGUCUGCUCUCUAUCAUAGCGUGGGCUGUGUGUAAUGAUUGCAAUGAUGCCUUAGAGUUCCUUUUGGCGUGGUCUCUUGCUUUGGGCAUGAACGGAGUCACCACGAACAUGGUUAAACUAAUAGCAGGGCGGCCGCGUCCGGACUUUUUCUACCGGUGUUUCCCGGACGGUAUCGAGACCAUGGACUUGCAGUGUACUGGCGACCCGGACGAGAUCAUGGAGGGACGGAAAUCGUUCCCGAGCGGACAUAGCAGCUUAUCGUUCUGCUCGCUGGGCGCGGGCAGCCUGUGGCUGUGCGGGCGGCUGCUGGUGCUGGCGCGGCGGCGCGGCGGCGGCGGCGCGCGCCUCGUGCUGUGCGCGGCGCCGCUCGCGCUCGCCGCCUGCGUGGCGCUCAGCCGCAGCUGCGACUACCACCAUCACUGGGAAGACAUCCUAGUCGGUUCGGUCCUCGGCUUCACAACAGCACUCGUCUGCUACCGUCAAUACUACAACCCGCUAUCCUCGGACCUCGCAGGAGUCCCAUACAUAGCCUCCAACACCGAACUAGCGCAGUACGUGAACGGGACAGACAGCCCCAGUAAAGAGAGAGACGAAAACACUCCGCUGCUGAAGAAGGUAGACAAAUGGAUAUAGUUUAUGUUCUAACUUUGCCUGGGAUUCGUUUUAUAGGUUUUCGGUAAUCUCAGGAAACCUAGAAAAUGACUACCGAGUUUUUGACUGUAAGUGCAUAUAAAUAGGUAUUACACCUAUUUAAUAUAAAACAGUUCUGUGUGACAUGUCGUGAACGGGACAGGCAGCCCCAGUAAAGAGAGAGACGAAAACACGCCGCUGCUGAAGAAAGUAGACAAAUGGAUAUAGUCUAACUUUGCCUGGGAUUCGUUUUAUAGGUUUUCGGUAAUCUCAGGAAACCUAGAAAAUGACUACCGUGUUUUUGACUUUGAAAGUACAUGAAAUACCUAUUUAAUAUAAAACAGUUCUGUGUGACAUGUCGUGAACGGGACAGACAGCCCCAGUAAAGAGAGAGACGAAAACACGCCGCUGCUGAAGAAGGUAGACAAAUGGAUAUAGUUUAUGUUCUAACUUUGCCUGGGAUUCGUUUUAUAGGUUUUCGGUAAUCUCAGGAAACCUAGAAAAUGACUGCCGUAUUUUUGACUUUGCAAGUACAUGAAAUACCUAUUUAAUAUAAAACAGUUCUGUGUGACAUGUCGUGAACGGGA